This is a messenger RNA of Pangasianodon hypophthalmus (striped catfish), 2865 nucleotides long. It is a transcript of the gene pglyrp6, whose product is annotated as peptidoglycan recognition protein 6. Gene Ontology annotation, molecular function: peptidoglycan binding; N-acetylmuramoyl-L-alanine amidase activity; zinc ion binding. Gene Ontology annotation, biological process: defense response to Gram-positive bacterium; detection of bacterium; peptidoglycan catabolic process. Lineage: Eukaryota; Metazoa; Chordata; Actinopteri; Siluriformes; Pangasiidae. The transcript is spliced from 5 exons. The coding region runs from base 1396 to 2805 and encodes 469 amino acids. The record is from RefSeq and is a predicted model, not a curated record.
AAACCUUUAUUUCAGUUAAGUGACCAGCUUGGUACACAUUGCCAAGUGUAUUAUUUAGAACUGACUGCUGUAAAGGGAAGUCAAGUGGAAAACGUUGUUUUUCAUUACACAAGUUAGUGGUUGAUCUCGCUAGCAAGCAUGUUUUUACAGUUGUGCUAUUCAUAUUUUUAAAUGCUCAGUCUUUCUUAAUUCUAUCACUGGAAUGUCCAAGCCUCUUUUAACCAGCUAGCAGAACUGCAACUAAUGCUGAAUUUAUGACCACUGUAUAGUCCUUCUUGGAACUUCCUACUUCCCACUUCAGGCACAUUCACAUAGCUUCAGCAGUUUGAGGUUUCGGGGGGUGGAGGGGGAGUGGAUGUGCAGAAAAGGUUAGUGCUUGUUAUACUACUUUGUGAAUAUAAAAAUCUUUUAAAGUGCUUUUACCCUUUACAUAUAAAAGCACACAAAAAAAGAAGAGUAGAAUAUACAGAAAUAACACACAAAAUAUUCUGUAUUUUUCACCACUAUCCCCCCCUCCCCCAAAUCAAUCCAGAUGACACCAUUGUAGUUUCUGUAAUUGCACAUCAGACUAAAAAAUGACAAUUUAAAAAAUAAUGUAUUCAUCAUUUUCACUCUGCCACCAUGGACAGAGACAUCACUACAACUCAGAAGUGAAUGCUUUUGAAAAAGUAGGAAUCAUGAAUUGGAGGACAGUUCAAAUGGGUUCGGUAGUUGAAAACCUCCCAGCCAUGAAUGCUGCAUGAUUCCACUUGCUUAAGCAAUUGGGUUUGGGCUUGGCUCCUGCUUGGUGGAAAAAAUCUGUAACCACACUGCUCCUUUGCAGACUCUUGAACACUCCUGGCCUAUACAGUGUACAGUGGUGUUCACUCAAGUAAUUGAUGCAAUCAGUAUUCUUCCUUGUGUACUUCACGUCCUUGUAAUCCUGAACUGGUGUGAUUUCCUGUAUGUACAAGCCGCUGUUCACGCUGUUCUCAAACAUGGUGCAAUGCCGUGGCAUGAGAACGGCUUAGUGGUACUACACAAUGAAAAACAACCGUAGAAAUAUAUCCUGACAGACUGGUUAAUGAUUACCCACUGCAGCGUAUGUAUCAGAAUUAAAUGUUACUCAACAACAGCCCAAUUCGUGUUGGGCUUAGCAGAAGACUGUUUGCAGGCUUUUUAUAUUAAGUGGAAAAUAGAUAUGUAGGGCCUUGAAUGUUUAAGCUGGAAGGGCCCAUAUUGCACAUGUCAUUUUCCCAUGAUUUAAUUGACAGGAAUAGGUUUCACAGGGACUGUUUAUCAGUAUAUUCUCUUAUGUAACAGGAUAUCAAGAGGAUGUGCAUAUAAAAGGCAGCAUAGUUAGCGCAGGCAGUUCCUUAUUUUCAAGACGGAUUGUGUUCUGUGAAGUUCGUACUCAUGGAUUUACAAUACAGAUGGAUGUUUUACUUGUGUGUGCUGGUAGUCCAGUGCUUCACAGAUGACAUCUACACCAAGCACAUGGAUAACUUCAUUAAGGUGGUGGAGAUUAUUGAGUCAGAGAACCCUGGAAUCGGGCCUCUAGCUGUGCUGAGGGGUUUGCGUAAAGCUGCGGGCAUUGACACGCCAUUUAUCCAGCAUUAUCUUGGUCCCCUCAAUGACACACAGAGUCUUGUACUAAAGUCAACACUCACUGAGUACAUCCACAGCGUUCUUAACCACCAGGUGGUGCAGAAUGUGGAGGAAGGUGUAGUACUCACAGCAGAUGGAACCACUGUGGCUCUAACUCCUCUACUGCUGGGCCUUGAGGCUGGUCUGAAGUCCACUUCCUGGCCACGUGUGCCUGGUCUCUACCCUCUUACCCUCAGCAAGAAUCUAGUUCUUUCAUUCCUUCAUCAUUCCCAGGCUGAAUAUUCCACCUCAUCACGUCUAGGUCCUGGCGGAUGUUGGGACAAGGUGACAGAUCCUCAGGUCUUCACUCUUUCUGGUGUGGCCUCCUUGGCUACAGAUGCUCUAAUAAAUGGAGGUAUGGAUGGAAUGAUUUUAGGGAAGCAUGUUGCUAAACCUAAAAAACACCUGCUAACAUUGAGUAGCCUUCUGAGACAGUACUACACCUAUCAGCUGGACAGUGCAGGGCUCGAUGCCGCACCUGCUCUGAUCAGCCAGCUUCGCAGAAGCACCUUCAGGAGGGUGAUCAGCCUUGCCUCACUGAAAAAGCAACUAGCUAGGUCUCUGAGUAUAUAUCGAAGGUUGGAUGAAUAUCGGAAGAAAAACAAACAAAAUGUGGAGAUGGAUGAAGGUCUGAAGGAAUUUGUCCACAGUUACAUAGACUGUCCAGCCAUCAUUCCACGUUGCAUGUGGGAAGCUCAGCCUUACCGCGGUACUCCCACUCUGCUGUCCCUUCCUUUAUCCUUCCUAUAUAUCCAUCACACUUAUGAGCCAUCCAAGCCAUGUCUGUCCUUCCAGCAGUGCUCUCAAGACAUGAGGGCUAUGCAGCGCUUCCAUCAGGACGACCGUGGCUGGGACGAUAUUGGAUAUAGCUUCGUGGCUGGUUCUGACGGCUACAUAUAUGAAGGGCGUGGCUGGCUCUGGCAAGGUGCCCACACCAAAGGCUAUAACUCUAAAGGCUACGGCGUCUCCUUCAUAGGAGACUACAUGUCCAGCAUCCCUUCCCAACGCACCAUGGAUCUAGUGAGGAACCAGCUGGCAAAGUGUGCCACAGAGGGAGGGAGGCUGGUCUCAAACUUCAUUAUACAUGGGCACAGACAGCUGGUGAGCACCUCCUGUCCUGGAGAUGCCCUUUACAGAGAAAUCAACGGAUGGGAGCACUUUGGGGAGGUUAAGCACUAAAGAAGAUAUGAAACAUCUUAAGUCCAUGGCAUUUUGCAGAAUAAAUAUGCCUCAAAUACA